Messenger RNA from Rattus rattus (black rat), 1913 nucleotides. It is a transcript of the gene Cap2, whose product is annotated as cyclase associated actin cytoskeleton regulatory protein 2. Gene Ontology annotation, biological process: regulation of adenylate cyclase activity; cytoskeleton organization; cell morphogenesis. The transcript is spliced from 13 exons. NCBI's taxonomy places the organism in Eukaryota, Metazoa, Chordata, Mammalia, Rodentia, Muridae. Gene Ontology annotation, cellular component: cytoplasm. Gene Ontology annotation, molecular function: adenylate cyclase binding; actin binding. The record is from RefSeq and is a predicted model, not a curated record. The coding region runs from base 154 to 1575 and encodes 473 amino acids.
AAGCCGCGGGCGACUCUCCCCGCGAGCAGCGUGACCGACUCGGGCUCCCGUGCAGGGGGGAGGCGGAGGCAGCACAGGGCCUGCGGGAGGAGGGCGCGAGUGGCCGGAGCUGGCUUUGCAUCACCGAAGCUGGGACCUGGGCUGUACAGCAGAAUGGCAGACAUGCUGGGACUGAUGCAGAGGCUGGAAUUCGCCGUCAGCCGGCUGGAGCGGCUGUCCGCAGGGUUACACGAACCUCACGGAGGCUAUGGGGAAGUUAACGGCCCCAGUAGAGGCGUAGUAGCACCAUCCGUGGAAGCCUUUGACAAACUGAUAAACAGUAUGGUGGCAGAGUUCUUAAAGAACAGCCGAGUCCUUGCUGGCGACGUAGAGACUCACGCGGAAAUGGUACAUGGUGCUUUCCAGGAACAGCGUGCUUUUCUUCUCAUGGUCUCUCAGCACCAACAACCCCAGGAGAAUGAAGUUGCUGUCCUUCUGAAACCCAUAUCGGAGAAGAUUCAAGAAAUACAGACAUUCCGCGAGAGAAACCGGGGCAGCAACAUGUUCAACCACCUCUCAGCAGUCAGCGAGAGCAUCGCCGCCCUGGGGUGGAUAGCCGUGUCUCCCAAACCUGGUCCAUAUGUCAAGGAGAUGAACGACGCCGCCACCUUUUACACUAACAGGGUCCUGAGGGACUACAAGCACAGCGAUCUGCGCCACGUGGAUUGGGUGAGGUCCUACCUCAAGAUCUGGAGCGAACUGCAAGCCUACAUCAAGGAGCACCACACCACAGGCCUCACUUGGAGUAAAACAGGUCCUGUAGCAUCCACAGCAUCGUUUUCCAUUCUCUCCUCUGGGUCCGGUCUCCCUCCACCACCGCCUCCUCCUGGACCACCUCCCCCUUUUGAGAACGAGGGCGGAAAGGAGGAGCCCUCCCCAUCUCGCUCAGCUUUGUUUGCCCAGCUAAAUCAGGGAGAAGCCAUCACAAAAGGGCUCCGACAUGUCACCGACGACAAGAAAAUAUACAAGAAUCCCAGCCUGAGGGCCCAAGGACAAAUUCGAUCUCCAACCAAAACCCGCACGCCGAGCCCCGCAUCUUCAAACUCGAAUUCUCCUCAGAAACAUCCUCCAGUGUUGGAGUUGGAAGGGAAGAAAUGGAGAGUGGAAUACCAAGAGGACAGGAAUGACCUUGUCAUCUCAGAGACUGAGCUAAAACAAGUGGCGUACAUUUUCAAAUGUGACAAAUCCACUCUUCAGAUAAAGGGGAAAGUAAACUCCAUCACCGUCGAUAACUGCAAGAAGUUUGGCCUGGUGUUCGACCAUGUGGUGGGCAUUGUGGAAGUGAUCAACUCCAAGGACAUUAAGAUCCAGGUAAUGGGGAGAGUGCCAACAAUCUCCAUUAAUAAGACAGAAGGAUGCCACUUGUACCUCAGUAAAGAGGCGCUAGACUGUGAGAUCGUGAGCGCCAAGUCGUCCGAGAUGAACGUCCUGGUCCCUCAGGGUGACGAUUAUAGAGAAUUUCCCAUUCCUGAGCAGUUCAAGACGAUAUGGGACGGAACCAAGCUCAUCACCGAACCUGCAGAAAUCAUGGCCUGACCUCCAAGAGAUAUCCUUCCCCGAGUCCCUCCAGCCGGCAGAAGCAAACAGCUAAUAGGAGCUAGAUUUCACCAUAGCCCCGGCGUCCAUGUCAGCGUCCUGCAGUUCUGUGCCGUGGAAAACAGUAUCUUUUCUGGCAGGCUCUUAUGGGCGUUUUGAAAUAUUUACCAUUUGGUCGUGCUUUGUGUGUGACUUUUACUUCCACAUGAUAACUAGUGAACACAGCAGAGUGAGAGAGAAAAGGAUUCUGUUCCCAUCGGAUCACGCACCGUGAUGCCCAUUUUGUCCUUUCGGUUUAAUCGCUAGUUGGAAAAAAAAAAAAAAAAUGAAGCCUUAGA